AUGGGGAUUGCAGACAAGCUCAGCCAUGUGCAAAAUGGUUCAGAAGACUUGAGCAUCUAUAGAGUUCCACGUAAACUUCGAAAAGUGAAGGAGGAUGCCUACAACCCUCGCGUUGUCUCCAUUGGACCUCUCCAUCGAGACAACCCUAACCUCAUAGCUAUGAAAGAGCAUAAAUGGCGUUACAUGCUCUUCAUUCUGCAACAAACAAACGACUUUAAAAAUACUAUUGAAUGCUUGAAAAAGUGCACCAAUGCCAUUUAUGGUUUAGGGACGUUCCCUUUAAACACAAAAGUGUGUGAAAGCUAUGCUGAAGAUCUCACAGAAAUUAAGAAGCAAGAUCUCGCAGAAAUAAUGUUGGUUGACGGAUGCUUCAUGUUGGAGCUUUUCCUCAGGUAUGACCAAUACUGCUCAGAUAUUCCGUUGAAACACCAAUCUAAUGAUCCAAUAUUCGGUAAUGCUUGGAUGAUCCCAGCACUUAAGCAUGAUCUGGCAUUACUUGAAAAUCAGAUCCCUUUCUUCAUUCUCGAAAUAUUGUACAAUGUUAUCAAGCCUCACAUCCCUCACACCGUGGAAUAUACACCACCAAAUUCGGUCACUAGCCUCGCUCUUAACUUUUUUCAACCCAUGAACCGAAAGGCAACAAAUGAAGAUACUAAAACUGCAGACUGCAAGCAUUUGCUUUAUCUUUUGCACAAUUUCUUCCUCCAAACCAGAUCGGACCAUAUAGUUGAAUUGGGUCCUGCCAAGGCAAGCAACCAACAUGCAAGAAAAGAAGAUACGGAGACUGCAAACUCCAACCAUUUGCUUCAACUUUUGGGCAAGUUCUUCCUCCCAGCAAAGGCAAGUAAGAAAAAAAGUAAAUUCAAGUAUUGCGCUUCAGACCUUUAUGACGCUGGAGUCCAGUUUGAAAAAGGGUUGGCCGAGGACCAUUUGUUGUGCAUAAAAUUCGAAGAUGGAGAAAUCAAAAUUCCACAGGUGUUCAUUGAUGACACUACAGAUUCACUGUUCCGGAACCUGAUUGCUUUUGAGCAAUGUCAUCUCAAGAGUUCACAUCACAUCACAUCAUACGUCAUCCUCAUGAAGAGUCUCAUCCGUUCAAAAGAGGAUAUCAAACUACUCAAGAAAAAGGAGAUCAUAAAUGAAAAUUUUGCAGGAGGCGAAUAUUUUGUUCAUUUCGGAAGUAUUUUAGACCAUGUUAAUCCAAAGGACUUCCUCUUUGGCGACUUGUGCGACCAGGUGAAUGAUUACAGCAGGUCCUGGUUUCACUGGCGUAAAUUCAAAGUAUUUUGGAUGGUGCGGCUUCAGAGAUAUAUGAGGUCCCUUUAUAACACAUAUUUCUCUAGUCCAUGGAGUAUCACGGCAUUCUUUGCUGCGGCUGUCCUUUUCAGUCUCACAGUCACACAGACGUACUAUGCCAUUCACCCUCGCUAA
This is a messenger RNA of Prunus dulcis (almond), 1431 nucleotides long. Its product is annotated as UPF0481 protein At3g47200-like. The coding region runs from base 1 to 1431 and encodes 476 amino acids. Lineage: Eukaryota; Viridiplantae; Streptophyta; Magnoliopsida; Rosales; Rosaceae. The transcript has a single exon. The record is from RefSeq and is a predicted model, not a curated record.